Molecule: messenger RNA, 939 nt
Organism: Tremella mesenterica DSM 1558
Lineage: Eukaryota; Fungi; Basidiomycota; Tremellomycetes; Tremellales; Tremellaceae
Exons: 5
Cellular component (GO): cytoplasm
Molecular function (GO): protein binding
Source: RefSeq, a predicted model, not a curated record
AUGGCACAAGGGAGUCCUUAUCCCAGUUUACACAUGUGGCCUUUGCACGAUACGUUCGGGAUGAAGAUGAUACAUCUUCCUGAAGGGCAAAGGAUCAAAAUUGGUCGUCAGACAAAUAACAAGACCAUACCAGGUGAACGUAAUGCUUAUUUCGAUAGUAAAGUCUUAUCAAGAACUCAUGCGGAGAUUUGGGAAAGAGGUGGGAAAAUCUAUAUGAGAGACGUUAAAUCAUCCAAUGGAACAUUUAUCAACGGUCAACGACUCUCCCCCGAAGGUGUCGAAUCACAGCCGUUCGAAUUGAAGAAUGAAGAUAUAGUAGAGUUUGGUAUUGAUAUUAUUAGUGAGGAUAGCAAGACGAUCAUGCAUCAUAAAGUCGCAGCGAAGGUUUAUUGUGUUUUUGGACCGGAGGAUGUAGCUUUGUCUGCCAGAGAAAUGUCCAACUAUCAAGAACAACAACGGGCCGGACGAAUGCCUCCACAAGUCGAUCAACACCCCGGCGUCGGUCAACCUGUCAUGUCGGCCGGUGGGAAAGCCCCAGGAUUGAGUUUCGACCAUGUCCUUCAUAAAUUGCAGACGGAGCUGGCCAGGAGUAAAGAAACGGGACAGGAGCUUGAUGGGCUGACAUCUGCCAUGACGGAUAUACAGUCUACGUUAGGUGGUGGUUUGCCCCCCAGCCAAAACGGUUCCGCUGCGAAUCUCAUACCACCACAAUACAGGGCCACAACAGCCGAGGCCAAAGCUGCACUCGCUGGUCCCCAUGGUCAACAAGCUGCCGCUUUCAUAUCUCUCCAGACCCAGCUUAACGAGACCGAUCGGGUAGCCGCCAGCCAUAUGGCCAAAAUUUCCCAGUUAGAAGGUCAGUUGAGCGAAUACGAUGUACUCAAACAACAGCUGGCAGUCAUGCGAGAACAAAUGGAACAAAACAAACGCGAGAUGGAA